AUGAGGAGAAAGGGUGUGGGAAUAAUGAGCGGAGUGAUGAGUUGGAUGGUGGUGUCAGAGAGUGGCCAUGCACGCGUGGAAGAUGUUGGGAAACACUCCAUAAUGCGACGUACUGGGUUGCCCACACGUGACCUUAGGGUUCUCGAUCCACUUCUCUCUUAUCCCUCUUCGAUUUUAGGUCGUGAAAGAGCCAUUGUUGUUAACUUGGAACACGUCAAAGCCAUCAUCACUGCCUCCGAGAUCCUCAUCAUCAACUCCUCCAACCCUUCCUUUAUCGCCUUCCUUCAAGAUCUUCACACCCGUAUUAUUCAUCAAACAACCUCCACGAUCAGUAAUGACAUGGAUGGUGGUUGCCAAGUAGAACCUCUAGCUAAAGAUUCCUUAUCUGACAAUUCAGCUGAUCCAUUUUAUGUAAAACCGGAUAGCCCUAAGAUCACUCCAGAGAAUAUUGUGAAAGGAGCACCAGAUCCUACGCAAUUACCUUUUGAAUUUAGAGUACUUGAGGCGUGUAUUGAAUCUGCUUGCAGGUGCCUUGAAUCUGAGACUUUAACAUUGGAGUUAGAGGCUUACCCAGCUUUAGAUGAAUUGACCUCUCAAGUUAACGCACUCAAACUUGAACGUGUAAGACAGAUCAAGAGUCGUUUGGUUGCACUUUCCGGUCGUGUUCAGAAGGUAGCAGAUGAACUGGAAAAUUUGUUGGACGAUGAUAAUGACAUGGCUGACAUGUACUUGACACAAAAGCUCAAUGAUCGUUUAUUUGAUCAGACAUCAUUAAAAGAAGGGUACAAUUCCGAAGUUGAAGACAUUGAUAAAAGUGGUGAAUCAAAUUCAGAAAAGUACGAGAAAUUCACAAGCGCAAAACUUGAUGUUGAGGAAUUGGAGAUGCUUCUAGAAGCAUAUUUUGCGCAAACAAAUGGAAUCUUGCAAAGAUUGUCUACUCUGAGUGAGUACGUGGAUAACACAGAGGACUACAUCAACAUAAUGCUGGAUGACAAGCAAAAUGAGCUUCUGCAGGCAACAAUAAUAUUCAACACCCUAAACAUGAUAGCUAAUGCAGGUAUUGUGGUGGUGGGAUUGUUUGGCAUGAAUAUUAACAUUGAUCUCUUUGAGGGUCACCCUCGUCAAUUUUGGAUUACAACUUGGGGUACAUUUGGAGGAUGUAUUUUUCUAUUCCUUGUUUGCUUAUGGUGGUGGAAGAAAAGAUAUUUUCUCUCUCAAUAA
This is a messenger RNA of Sphenostylis stenocarpa, 1221 nucleotides long. The record is from the annotation of a GenBank genome assembly. NCBI's taxonomy places the organism in Eukaryota, Viridiplantae, Streptophyta, Magnoliopsida, Fabales, Fabaceae.